AUGCCCUCGGAAGACGAUGUCCAGAGUCAAAGUUCGGGGGAGAAUGAACGAGAAUAUGCCUCUGAUGCCUCCGAGAACGGCGAAAAUGGCGGUUUGAAUUUCGACGAUGAGCAGAUUCUGGGGGAUGACGAUGCUGACCUAUUUGGGUCUGGCUCAGAGGAGGAGCCUAAGGAACACAGGCGACGGGGACUUGAUGAUGAGGAACUGGAUUCGGGCGACGAUGAGGGCCGUUAUGACCGGCAGGGUUCUCCCAUGGAUGAGGAUGGAAUUUACUACCCAGAAUCGUUAAAUGUUAUGGACCUCAGUCUUAGCCGUGUGCCAGAGCCGGAAUCUACAGACGGAGAGGUGUAUACCUUGGCCAUGCCAAAUUUUCUGGCCAUUGAGUCCGAAGACUUCAACCCGGAAACAUAUGUUGCUCCACCCUUUAACUCUGCGUCGACAUCCCUAUGUUGGCGCUAUGAUCCAAAUGAUGGAGAGACACUUCAAUCUAAUGCUCGCGUCAUCCGCUGGUCAGACGGUUCUUUGACACUCCAGCUGGCAUCGAACCCAAAAGAGCAAUAUCGAAUGCCAUCCAAAAGGCUGGCUCGCCCUAACACCGUGCGCAAGACUGCUGAUUAUGACUCUGAGCUGGACUCACAUGCCUAUCUUGGAGCUGCGGCAGAAGCUUCAUCAGUAUUCCGUAUUACGUCACACCUUACUUCGUCUCUAAGUAUCCUUCCAACCACAGUCGAAACCGACGAUGCUGUUAAACGGCUAAAGGAAUCUCUGGAAGCUGCGUCGAGGGGUGCUAAACGGAAUGCUGAUGGCACUGUUACUGUGUUUGACGUUGCCGAAGACCCAGAGCUGGCAAAGAAACGAGCAGAGCUUGCAGAGCGUGAGAAAUUGCGAGCAGAUCGUAAGCGUCAAAUGGCUGCAGACCGUGAUCUUGACCGUGGAAGACGUGUGGGCAUCUCCUAUAGAACCGGAGGAGGUGGUCUUACCGUUGUUGGAUUGGAAGGCGAUGAUGAAAUGUUGACCACCAAAGCCCGUGGUGCGAAGAAACCUAAGCGGAGACCUAACCGUCGCGGGGAGAUCUACUCUGACGAGGAAGACGAAUAUGAUCGAAGAGGGCGAACCAGGGAAGAUGAGUAUGACAAAGACGAUGGCUUCCUGGUCGGUAGCGAUGAAGAGCCGGAAAUUGUGGAAGAUGACGAAGAGGAGGAAGAGGAAUUAGAAGACGAAGAUGCAGAUGCUGAGGGCGAAAUUGACGAAGAGCCACUGCAGAAGCCAUUGAAUCGAGAAACUACGCCAAAGAGGCCUCUAGAGGAAACGUUAGAGAAGAGUGCUGAUCCUGAAACCGGCUCGCCUCAUUCCAGGAAGAAAAAUCGAUAUGUCGUUGACGACGACGAAGAUGACGAGUAG
Messenger RNA from Paracoccidioides lutzii Pb01, 1401 nucleotides. RefSeq lists its product as hypothetical. Bases 1 to 1401 code for a protein of 466 amino acids. The record is from RefSeq and is a predicted model, not a curated record. Gene Ontology annotation, molecular function: RNA polymerase II C-terminal domain phosphoserine binding. Gene Ontology annotation, biological process: transcription elongation by RNA polymerase II; positive regulation of transcription elongation by RNA polymerase II. Gene Ontology annotation, cellular component: nucleus; Cdc73/Paf1 complex. The transcript has 3 exons.